AGAUUUUAUUUGCCCUCUUAAGUGGUGAAAAAUUGGCACUUUGGUCAGUGGAAGAGAGGAAGAGUUUGGGGAAAGAUUUACUUAAAAAACUGAAUUUACUACGUGUUUGCAUGCAAAGGCAAAGUGCAUCAUGGAAGACAGAACAUAAAAACAUUGGGGAUUGUCAAUUGUUUGGUGAAAGUGUUCCACGUAAAACAACCGUAAACGAUUCAAACGAUCCAAUGCUAUGUGUGUACGACGUUGAAGGCCGAUGGCUUAAAUGCAGGAAUUAUAAAGGUAAAUUGUUAAGCUUCUUGUCAUCAAAACGAAGUGACUCAUUUCCUACUGACUAUGCACUGAUUCAGUACGUUAUGGCACAGUUAACAGAUUUGUGCUCAAUCGUAUAUUUGGCAAAAUAUACCGAUCCAAACGAAUUACGAGAACACUUACAAAUAGAAGAAGAUGAUUUUAAAAUGAUUAUCAAUUUAUUGGCUGAAAUCGACUUCUUGAAAUAUGGUUGGAUGAAGGAAAAGAUGAAAAAGAAGAGAAGCUUAGGAAUGAUUGCUGUUAAAAUUUAAGUUCAUUUAUAUUUUGUGUGAAUCUGUAUAUUCCUCAGCGUUUGUAAGUUUAUCGAUCUUUGAUAUCUUCAUUGAUCAGUUUGGUUGGUCAAAACGCAAAUUUGCAAAAUUCGUCCCUACAUCCAAAUAAUAUACCAUUUUUACCAAUAAAAC
This is a messenger RNA of Loa loa (African eye worm), 710 nucleotides long. RefSeq lists its product as hypothetical. Bases 111 to 557 code for a protein of 148 amino acids. NCBI's taxonomy places the organism in Eukaryota, Metazoa, Nematoda, Chromadorea, Rhabditida, Onchocercidae. The transcript is spliced from 3 exons. The record is from RefSeq and is a predicted model, not a curated record.